Geodia barretti is the source of this 1855-nucleotide messenger RNA. The record is from the annotation of a GenBank genome assembly. Lineage: Eukaryota; Metazoa; Porifera; Demospongiae; Tetractinellida; Geodiidae.
CAGUACACACGUAUGGCAUUCUUGAGUCUAUAAUGAGUCUCUGAGGACGAGUGGUAACAGUGAGGCACAAAAGAAGUACCUUAAUUGCAUCAUAGCGCUUUCCUACAUAGCUACGUAAUGGUAUUGUUAAUCUAGGCACUGCAAGGUUUAGGCUACUGAAUGGCAGCUGUCUUAGGCCUCCAUCUACCCCAAUAGUAAUACAACUCUGUCACAUAUUCUUCAUGGAUUUCUAUUUCCACAAUUACACACAAUACUAAAGUAGGCAGGUCAGCAGUAUUGGGAAAUUGGUAUAAUUACAACACACACACACACAUUUGACAGCUGCGGGGAUCCCUGAUUUCCGCAGUCCCGGGACCGGUCUCUAUGACAACCUCCAGAAGUACAAUUUGCCUGACCCGCAGGCCGUCUUCCACAUUGGCUACUUCCGACGGAACCCCAAACCUUUCUGCAUGCUGGCCAAGGAGCUCUACCCAACCAACUUCAAGCCAACCCUGUCUCACUACUUUAUUCGAUUGCUGGCAGAGAAGGGACUUCUGCUCAGGAACUUCACACAGAACAUAGACGGUCUGGAGAGAAGGGCUGGACUGAACCCUGACCUCCUGGUGGAGUCUCACGGAGGAUUCAGCACAGCUCACUGCAUCGACUGUGGACACCAGUACUCAGAGCAGUUUGUCAAAGAUUGUGUGUUUAGAGACGAGAUCCCUCGAUGCACACGGGAGACCUGUCGAGAUACGAAGACCGCUACAGAGGAGGCGGAGAAGAAGAAAGGAGGGGGUGAGGGCGAGGAGGGGGAAGAGGGAGAGGGGGAAGAGGGAGAGGGGGGAGAGGUGAAAGGACUCGUGAAACCAGACAUAAUAUUCUUUGGUGAGGCACUUCCUGACAGAUUUGCGACGUGUAUCAAAGAGGACAUGAUAAAGUGUGACCUCCUCAUCGUCAUGGGAACCUCUCUCUUGGUUCAUCCCUUCGCCUCUCUCGUUGACCGAGUGAGAGAUGAUUGUCCUCGUCUGCUGAUAAAUCGCGAGAAAGUUGGGGAGGGUGACGUCAUGAUGAGGUUGAUGGGCUUUUCCAGUGGCCUUGACUUCGGUGAGGAGACUGGCUACAGGGAUGUGUUCCACAAGGCUAACUGCGACGAUGGAUGUCGUGAUCUUGCUGACAUGCUCGGAUGGAAGGCAGAGCUGGAGGAGAUGGUGGCAAGGGAGCAUGCAAAGCUCGAUGAUCAGCAAACCCAGUAAUUGGCGGAGUCGAUAUGCAAGUCUUCGCAGUUUAUGAAUGGAAAAUCAUCUUUCAUACUUCCAGCUGUGACCAGUAUAAAUAUUUUGUAUGUUUAUGUACAUGAUGUGUGAUUACAGGGUCACUAACACUAGUUACUCUGUUGCUAAAGGAGGCUAGGAGGCUUUGUAGGAGAGUCGGCAAACAGCGUCCAUAUGCAGGUCUGCCCGACGCCUGAGGUGGCAACGACGCGAUAGCCCAAGUCUGCCAGUCUGUCCAGAACUUUCCGCGGAUGAUCGGGAGUCGAAUACACCUUACUGCCAGACAGACACACAGAGGAACAAUAGAGUUAAGAGCCUAGUCCAUUCAAGGAACAAUUGAGUAAAAGAUGCUGGAACCGUGUUUUGGACGAGGGGCCAAUAUACGCAAAUAAAAACAAUUUUUAAGAUACACAAUAUUCUGCGACUAGUGGUGAGUUCUCACAAUGGAUUUCCACCGAGACUCUGGAGAGUGGCGUUGAGAUAGUUCAUUAGGGCAGGGUCACUGUUCUCUUCACCGCAGAGAGUGGGACCACACUCCAGCCUGAUUUGGGUGCUGAUCAGUACGUAGGGCAUCUCCGUCACCUCUUCUCACUGCCUGGGUUCGA